Pseudophryne corroboree (corroboree frog) is the source of this 2127-nucleotide messenger RNA. RefSeq lists its product as uncharacterized. The record is from RefSeq and is a predicted model, not a curated record. The coding region runs from base 1 to 1590 and encodes 529 amino acids. Lineage: Eukaryota; Metazoa; Chordata; Amphibia; Anura; Myobatrachidae. The transcript has 13 exons.
AUGGCGGCCAAAGCAUCUACUACAUCUGUACUGGCACGCCGAAUUCUGUGGUUAAGGUCCUGGAAGGUGGACAUAGACUCCAAGAAGACCUUGGAGGGGCUCCCUUUUAAGGGAGACAUCCUAUUUGGAGAGGAUCUGAAUAAGAUAGUGACUGACUUGGCGUUCCUCCCAAGUACUAAUCCUUCUACACCGAAGGUCUCAUCGGCAGCGCAGAACCUGAGGGCCGGUAACACAGAGUCCCAGAAGACAGAAGGGCGCAACAUAGAAUCGUUUCUCUCUCAGGCGCUUUGCCCUGAUGAAACGCUGCUCAAUCGCUACGCAGCCAUGAUCUAUACAAGCGCAGACAAUGGCAGCAUCUUCCAGGAGCUGGAUGGAGCCAGCGUAUGUGACAGCUGCGGCGAGAAGACUGUGCUGUGUCCUCACAAGGUCGGAGGAACUCGGGUGAUUUGUCUCCCCAAGAACUGCAGCCACAUAAAGCUGUGCAGACCCCGGGCCCACCAGUGCACUGUGAAGGCCAAGAUCGCAGCGAGCAUGGCGCGGCCUGGCAAAGGGGGCACAGAAAUAACGCAGAGCAGCCCUGGAAACCAAUCAGCAACAGCCGAAAGUCAGGGACGCCAGGCCAAGCGUUUGGAGUUAUUGAAGCUGGAGAAGGACUUUGAGCUGCAGUUACAGCUGAAGAGAGACCUCCCCCGGGCGAUAUCUCUGGACCUCUGCGUCUCUCUUACACACCACCUGAUGGUUACCCUGAUACGUCAGCUGGAGGGGACGUCACAGAGCCUCACCAUACAGGAGACGGUGUGGGAAGUCCUCAGGAAACGCUAUGUGAAUGAUGAUAUAAGCUGCCGUGGACUCCAGGACUAUCUGUCUGCUGUGGUGAGAUAUUCCUCUGAUAGUCAGGUAGUGUCCCUCCUGGGCUUGGUGCUGCAGUGUGAUAUGGAUCCUACAGUACUGAGCUAUGUUCUCCUCAUGGCUGAGAUGGUGUCCAUGUGCCCACUGUCAAACCUGGACCAGGUCCAGCUCUUUCUCCAUACUCAGUACCCAUUUCUAGAGGACACAGAAUGGGACCGCCUGCUUCUGGAGUUCACUUCCUACAGCAGGAGAUGUGUGUCUCCCCCAACUGUCAUGGGGUUUAUCUUACACAUGAUUCUGCAGAACCAAGAGCCCCUUAUCACAGAGUGUGAAGAUGUACUGUCUACACACACCAAGACGCAUGCUGACUGUCUCACUGCAGAGGAGCUGUCUGGAGCACUGGAAGAGAUGUGUCCGCUGAGGAGCAAGAUGCAGAUUCAGUCCCUCAUCCAGCACUGCGGAACCCUAUCUGGCAGCAGCCUCACUCCCCUCCACAAAGCCGCACAGAUUACAGCGUGUCAGCUCCAAAGAGACAAACAGCGGCUGUCCAUUCACCAUGAGACGGAGGAGAACGUCCCAUGUCAUAUGCCUACAGGAGGUAAAGACACAGAACACUGUAAGGGUAUCCGGGACCUGCACAUUCUCCAGCACAUACUCACCGUCCUCAGGAGCAGCGGUCAGCGAUCAGGUCCCUCCGCCACCCAGACUGCGCCUAUUCCUACCAGCACGAGACAUCACUGACCCUGAGAGGACACAGAUCCUAGAGGAGACUUCACAACCAGCCCCUAAGGGGGUAUUCAAUUAGCAGCCGCAGGGUUUACCGCUUGACUAAUUGCUGACAAAAAUCCCUGCGGUGCGGGAAAAGGCUAUUCAAUUAAAUAAAAUCGAGAUUCACGUGCAGAAACCCACUGAUUCCGCGUAAACUGUGUAAUCAAUAUUUUUUUCCCGCGUGCAACACGAUUUUGCGGGGAUUUUCUGCGGACUUCACCUCGAAGCUCCAAGAGCGGCAAGGCUUAGUCCGUCUGUGGGAACUCGCGCGCGGGGUAUUCACCGCUAAUUGAAUACCUCUGGAGCUGCAAUUAGCAGAGGGGCUAAUUGAAUUCCCCCUUUUUUGGAUAAAAAUCACUGACGAAUUGUCAUCCGGGUGCCAGAGAACAAUGCAGCAGAAGCAAGAGUCGGAUGGCGCAGUCCUGAGCUCGGGAGAGAGCGCCGAAUUUACUACCAUUAGGCCUCAGGAUCUCUGAAUUUAUUCCAAGAAUAAAAGCGCUAUUGCAGUUA